Messenger RNA from Eimeria acervulina, 6138 nucleotides. RefSeq lists its product as hypothetical. Lineage: Eukaryota; Apicomplexa; Conoidasida; Eucoccidiorida; Eimeriidae. The record is from RefSeq and is a predicted model, not a curated record. The transcript has 20 exons. The coding region runs from base 1 to 6138 and encodes 2045 amino acids.
AUGGCUUCGGCUUUGCCCUCUCUUGAGGGCCCUGUUAUCCGCAUCCGAAUGGAUGUGGCGGAGCAGCACUUACCUCCCGCUGUGCUGCAGCUGCUGGCUCUAGGGAGGGAGACGGAUGCGGCCGACUCAGCAGCAGCACCAUCAGCAGCAGCAGCAGCAGCAGCAGCAGCGCCAGCAGCAGCGCCAGCAGCAGCAGCAGCAGCAGCAGCAGCAGCAGGCGAAGCAACCUUUAGCGUAGGUGCGUUUGUACGAAAAGUCAGUGGAGAGGGGCCUGAGGCCCUGGGGCACCGACUGCAGCAGCUGGAGGAAGCAACAGCAGCUCUAGACGACAACAUACGCAGCGAGCUCUCAGCGCACCUGGGCUCCCUUAUGCCGGGGGUUGCAUACUUUGCUGAACUCAUGCAGCCCAGCAGCAGCAACAGCAGCAGCAGCACCAGGAACAGAAGUAGCAGCAGCAGCAGCAGCAGCUCUGCAGGCGCUCACUUGCAGCAAGCAGCAAGCCUUGAGGGAAGCGGCGAGCUGAGCAGCAGCAGCAGCAGCAGCAGCAGCGCUGCUGAGAAGGAAUCUGCCAGCUGCUGCACGGAGCAGCUGCAGCAGCAAAUUAGCUGCAUAUCUAACGAGGUGCAGCAGCUGCAGCAAUUGACGCAGCAGAAAGCAGCAGACUUGGAGACUGCUGUGAAUGAGGCAGACAGGCUGCUGCAGGCUGAGGAGGCAGUGCUGUGUGCUCUGAAUUUUUUGCAUUGCUUAAAGAAGCUGAGAGAAGAGAGUGCAAGUCAUAAGAAGGCCGACUACCUAGUCAAGCUGGAAGCAAUGGUUGCUGAGGCGGAAGCUAGCAGCAGCAGCAGCAGCAAGGGAUCAGCAGCAGCAGCAGCACUGCUACGACUCAAAUGCAUGCAGCCGGCGCUGCAGCAGAUGAAGCAGCUGGGCCAGGAGAUCCGCAGCAAACCAAAGGCUUUGCUGCAGGAGUCGCUGCAGCAGCGGGUAUACAGCAGCAGCAACAGCAGCACAAAGAGCAGCACAAAUAGCAGCACAAAUAGCAGCACCAAUAGCAGCAGCAGCACCGCCAAGAGCAGCAGCACCAACAGCAACAGCAACAGCAACAGCAGCAGCAAGAGACUGCAUGACGUAGUAGGCGUUGCUGACAGCUUAAAAUGUCUCUUCGCGCUGCAGCAGCAGCAGCAAACGCUGGAGGCUGUGCUGCAGCAGCUAGCAGCAGAUGCAUGCAAGCCGCUGCCAGCGGAGGCGCUGCGCGCUGCUGCUGCUGCAGCGAUCGCUCCUGGCAGCCCCAAGGCCUGCGCUGCACCGGCAGCAACAGCAGCAGGUGCAGCAGGGAGCCAGCACCCAGCAGCAGCAGCUGCUGCUACGUUUUGCGAGUCUCUUCUCUCUCGCGGCAGCGGCAGCAUUUCUCUGGUGCUGUCUAGCCCGGACUUGUCUCCCCUUCUGGACGCAACGAUGGGGGAGUGGAUGCAGCAGAGAGGUUUUGUUUCUUCUGUUGCAGCUGAGCUGCUGCGCAGGGUGUCUGUACACCUGAAAAGCUGCUACAAACUACUGACAGCCCGCAGCAGGCCGCUGCAGCAGAUGCUGCAGCAGCUGAGUCAGCAGCAGCAGCAACAGCAACAGCAGCAGCAACAGCAGCAGCAACAGCAGCAAGAGCAGCAGCAGGAUCACGUGCUCGCAGAGUACAGGGCUGCAGCACGUCAUCUGCUGCUGCAGCAAAACGUUGAGGAAGCUGCUGCUUGGUGUCUGCCUCAGUUGUUUGCUUUUGCUGCACAGCCAUACAGUAGGGGAGAAAAACGACAUCUCUGCACUGCUGCUGCUGCUGCUGCUGUUGCUGCUGCUGCUGCUGCAGCAAAAUCUCAGGAGACGCAGUUGAUGGGCAGCCUGAAGGAGUUGAUUGCGGUGUACAGACAGCGCAUUAGCAGCAUUCACGAGGACAUGCUGCAGCUGCUGUUUUCUGCUGAUUUGCUGCAGCAAGCGCAGCAAGAGCAGCAGCAGCAGCAGCAGCAGCAGCAUCCUAGCAGCAGCAUGCUGCAGAAGGUUCGCAGCAACAGCAGCAGCAGCAGCAGCAUUGUGCUUCCUACUGCAGGCGACCUUCGUGCUUUCUUGCGUCAGUUGUUGCAGCAUCUUGCUGCUGCUCAGGUAGCGGGAGAGCCGCUGCUGCAGGAGGCUUCCGCUGCAUGCGACAGUUCUUUAUUUUUGUUAACGUGGCUCUCUGUCCUUCAAAUACCCGCAGCAGCAGCUGAGCCUCCUUCUCUCUUUGAUAUGCCGCAGCAGCACAACGCUUCCGCUGCAUGCGACAGUUCUUUAUUUUUGUUAACGUGGCUCUCUGUCCUUCAAAUACCCGCAGCAGCAGCUGAGCCUCCUUCUCUCUUUGAUAUGCCGCAGCAGCACAACCGGACUGCUGCUGCUGCUCGUCUCUCUCUGGCUAGGAGCUACAGUCUCUUUUCUUUGCUGCUGCAGCGCACAAAACAAGCAGCUCAGAAGGGACCCGACAGCCCUGAGGGCGCAGCAGCAGCAGCGCUGCAAACCCUCAAAGCCUUUAAGGAGAUGGAUACUGUGAAGAGGGCUUUGAUGAGGGACUGGUUUUUGGGGCCUCCUCUAACUCAGGUGUAUCAGCAGGUGUUUGCUGUUUUGCCUAUCGAGGUGCAGCAGCUAGAGCAGCAGCAGCAGCAGCAAGUAGAGCUGCGGUGUACGCGCUUGUUUGAGAGGGCCGUGCUGCAGCUGAAGCAGCAGUAUCUCUCGCUGCUGCCGCCGCCGCUUAGCGACAUCGAAGCGAAGGGAGUUUGUGUUUAUCUGCUGCAGGGGAUCGUAGCAGCAGUGUGCCUCAGUGCAGCACAUAGGGAGGAGCAGCGAGCAGCACUUGCUUGUAUGUUAGCGGAGACAGAAGGUUCUCUGUCUCUAACUUACUCGCAGCUGCAUGUACACCUGAAAAGAGACAGCGAAAUGCUCGGCAGAGCGCGCCGCCUGCUGUCUCUAUCCACCCCACAUCUCUUAACUGAGCUUGCAGUGCUGCAGCAACAGCUGCAGCAGCAACAACUGCAGCAGCAACAGCAGCAGCAGCAGCAGCAACAGCAGCAACAGCAGCAGCCGACUUGCGCGUUGAUGCCGCCGCUGCUGGCAGCAGUUCAUGUGCUGCAGCGGGUGCACGUCAGCAGCACUCUCGCGCUGCAGCAGCUUGUGGGGCUCAGCGACGAGCAGCUGCUGCUGUCUGCUGCUGCGUAUUUAAGGCACUGGCAAGAGACAGGGGAGGAGACAGGCGGGGCCUCUGCUGCUGCUGCUGCUGCUGCUCCUUCUGUUGCUGCUGGGGCAGGGAUGGUCGCGGAGGCUGCUGCUGUCCCCUUUGCUGCUGUCGUUGCUGCAGCCACCACAGCGCUUAGAGUGGGCUGUACGUACACCCUAGAGCAGCAACUGCAGCAGCAGCAGCAGCAGGCACUUCCUGGUGUAAGUAAGACUUCGGCAGCAGCAGCAUGUGGGGCCACACACACUGCUGCAGCAGCAGCAGCAAAGGGAGAAGUGCGGCAGCAGCACAGUAGAUACGCUCUCACGUGGAUGCUGCUGCUGCUGCAAGUGAAACGCCCUGCGGCUGUGUCUCUAGCAGCAGCAGCAACAGCAGCAGCAGCAGCAGCAGCAGCGGGGGGUGAGGCAGCGGGGCGGCAUUCUCUAAGGUCCAGUGGCAGCAGCACUCCAGCGAUGCCUCCCCCUGGGAUAUUGUCUUCUCCCCCACAAGCCGACUGUCUGGGCGCCUCACUCCCUCCCCAAAUCGCCUUUUUGCUGCAACCCGAGCAGCAGCAGCAGCAGCAGCAGCAGCAGCAGCAGCAGCAAAAGCAGCAGCAGCAACUGCAACGACAACAGCAGCAGCAGCCAAAGCAGAAUGCUACCCUCCCCCUCGUCUAUCAGCGCUUCCAGCUGCAGGUGGAGCAGGAAGAGGUGGAGUUGCUGCCGUCGCUGCAGCAGCUGCUUAAAGAGCGCAACGAAGCAACAGCAGUAGCAGCAAGGCAGCAGCAACUAGAAAGCAUUCGGGUUGAGCUGCAGCUGCAGCAGCACUCCCAAAAUGAUGAUGCAGAGGCACGCUCAGCUACAACCCCCCUGCAAUCUCAACAAGAGACAAACGGCAGCAGCUCUGCUGUCCUAGGAGAGACAGACAGCAGCAAAGAUGAAGCUGCAGCAACUCCCGUUGUUGUUGCUGCUGCUGCUACACCAGCAGCAGCAACAGCAACACCAGAAGCAACGCCUUGUGCUGCUGUCAGUGAAUGCAUCCCUCAAACAAUCAGCAGCAGCAGCAGCAGCAACAGAACAACGAGCCCCGCGUCGGCAGCAGAACCAACAGCAGCAACACCGGAAGCAGCAGCAGCAGCAGCAGCAGCAGCAGCAGAGUACAAAGAAGAUGAAUUUCCCUCCGAUUCCCCGUCUCAGCAAAACGAAGCACCGCACAGGUGGCAGCAGCAACAACAGAAGCAGAAGCAAGAGCAGCAGCAGCAACAGCAGCAACAGCACCAACAGCAGCAUGACAGCCUUCAGCAGCUGCAGCAAUGCGAAGUGUACGCGUAUGACGACGUAUACAGGCUGCACACCGCAGAGCAGCAGCACCAGCAGCAGCAGCAGCAGCGACAGCAGCCACAGCAAAGGCGGCUGCCUUCUGCCCUGGAGGUUGACGUGCAGCAGAAUGCAUUUUAUGCAGGCAGCAACUACAGCGAAAACGGCUGCAGCAGCAGCAGCAGCAGCAGCAGCAGAAGCUGCCGCUACAACUAUUAUGAUGCUCCGUCUCUGUUGAUGGGAGACAAGCCGUGGGUGCAGCAGCAGCAGGAGCUGCACGAGUGGAAGCCUGCAGCAGUAGCAGGAGAAGCAGCAGCAGAAGCAGCAGCAGCAACAAGAAAAGCACCACGAGCUUGUGCUGCAGCUGAGCAGCAGAAGCUGCAGAGCCUGCUACAGCUGCAGCAGCCCCUUCAGAAAGGGACAAGGCAGCCCAGGCAGCAACAGCUGCUGCUGCAGCAACAGCAAGACAGUCUGCUGCUGCAGCAGCAGCAGCAAUGUCCGCCAGACGAGGACCCCGGGGAACAGCAUUUGCUGCAGCAGCAGCAGCAGCAACAGCAACAGCGCGUGCCCUGCGGUGCAGAAGACAACACUUGGCUUCCUUGCACAACAUGGCAGCAGCAACAGCAGCAGCAGAAGCAGCAGCAACAACAGCUGGAGCAGCUGGAGGAGCUGGAGCAACGGGGUGGUCAGCACAGGCAGAAGCUGCAGCUCGCAACAGAGCAGCAACAGCAGCAGCACCAGCGGCAGCAACAGCAGCAGCAUGACUACCACCAGAGGCAGCGUAGAAGGGAACAGCAGCAACAGCUGCAGCAACAGCUGCAGCAACAACAGCAUCACCGGCAACAGCUGCAGCGGCAACAGCUGCAACAUCAACAGCUGCAGCGGCAACAGAUGCAACAGCAAACGCUGCAGCAGCAACAGCUACAGCAGCAGCAGCUUCAGCAGCAACACCUGCAGCAGCAGUGCUUCAGGCAGCAGCGGCGCUCCCGGCAGGGCAGCGAGCAGCAGCAGCAGCAGCUGCGGCAGCUGCAGCAGCAACCAGCAGAACAAUUGUAUGGCGUGCCCUCAAGUCCUCUUGACUGGGAGGAGCAUCAGUACUUCGGGCAGCAGCAACAACAGCAGCAACAGCAACUGCAGCUGCAGCACAAGCAGCAGCUGCAACUGCAGCAGCGGCAACGGCAGCUGCAGCUGCAGGCAGAAGAAGAAGAGGUGAUGCGGGAGCAGCAGAGGGAGAUGCUGCUGCACCAGGAAGCAGCAGCAGCUCAGCAGCACUGGCAGCAGCACGGGGAGAGACUGCUCCUGGAAGCUGCAGCAGCAGCGAAAAAGAAGAGGGAGCAGCAGCAACAGCAGCAGCAACAACAGCAGCAGCAGCUGCUGCUGCACGAAUCAGCAUUUACUAAAUACAGUGCUCUGAUGCAAAGGGGAGAAGGAGUCGUAGGAUCCCGUCAACAGCAGCAGCAGCAGCGGCAGCGGCAGCAGCAGCAGCCACCGCAACAGCAGGAGCAACAGUGGCAGCAGCAGCAGCAACAGCAGCAACACUAUACUCACCGAAGCGAGCAGCAUAAGAGACGCAUGCAACCACAACGCCAGCAGCAAUUUCGCUAG